This is a messenger RNA of Acanthoscelides obtectus, 288 nucleotides long. NCBI's taxonomy places the organism in Eukaryota, Metazoa, Arthropoda, Insecta, Coleoptera, Chrysomelidae. The record is from the annotation of a GenBank genome assembly.
AUGUGUACUUGUGGUCAACCCAAUCACCCAGGAGAGCCGUGCAAUGAACAUAAGAAAUGUAUCAACUGUGAAGGACAGCAUGCUGCUGAUUCUAGAGAAUGUCCGCGGAUGAAGGAAGAAGUUGCCAUCCAAAGAGUGAGGACGCUAGAAAAAAUUAGUUAUCUGGAGGCAAAAAGGAAAGUAAUUAGCUCAUCUCCCCGGGUGUCAUACGCUCAAGUUACCGCUACCCCAAGUGCUACAGUUAAUAAACUUGUUGAAGAACUCUUCCUCUGCUUUCAAAAACGAUAG